GAAGAUGUGAAUGUGGCCAAUGCACUUGUUUCCCUCCAGGAGACAGCAGAGUUUAUGGCAAAAACUGUGAAUGUGAUGAUCGACAGUGUGAAAAUGUGGAUGGUGAUGUCUGUGGGGGCCACGGUAUCUGCUCAUGCGGCCGAUGCGUUUGCCAGGACGGGUGGUUUGGAAAGUGGUGCCAGCAUUCAAGGAAGUGCAACAUGACAGAGGAGGAGAGCAGAAGUCUCUGCGAGUCAGUGGAUGGCAUAUUAUGCUCGGGGAAGGGUUCCUGCCACUGUGGAAAGUGCAUAUGUUCACCACAGGAAUGGUACAUUUCGGGCGAUUUAUGUGAAUGCGAUGACAGAGACUGUGACAAACAUGAUGGGCUCAUUUGCACAGGCAAUGGUGUUUGUAGCUGUGGAAACUGUGAGUGCUGGGAAGGAUGGAAUGGAAAUGCUUGUGAAAUCUGGCUGGGGAGAGAAUAUCCUUAA
This is a messenger RNA of Eurypyga helias (sunbittern), 470 nucleotides long. Its product is annotated as integrin beta-like protein 1. The record is from RefSeq and is a predicted model, not a curated record. Gene Ontology annotation, cellular component: focal adhesion; cell surface; integrin complex. Gene Ontology annotation, molecular function: integrin binding. The annotation marks the transcript as partial. Gene Ontology annotation, biological process: cell migration; integrin-mediated signaling pathway; cell adhesion mediated by integrin. The transcript has 4 exons. Lineage: Eukaryota; Metazoa; Chordata; Aves; Eurypygiformes; Eurypygidae.